AUGGCGGCUACCCAAGAGGAUGCAAGGCAGGUGGAGUCCUUGCGGAAAGGAGAUACUCUCAAGAAACCGUCUGCUAUACGCAAGAAGGCGCCUCCGAAGCUUGCCAAGGUAGAUAAGAAGGAAAAGGUGGAUAAGCCUACCUUAGAUGAGAAACCAGAGAAAAAAGUGGAGACUGAAAACGUGGGAGAUGUUGGUGCUGUUAAAACGCCUGAAGCGGGGCUAGAAGAACAGGUUGAGAAGGUUGAGGACAAAGCAGGAGAGGCAGGUGAAGAAGCAGAAGAAGAACUGGAAAAUGAGGACAUGGAGAAUGAGGAGGAGGUGGAGGAAGAGCUGGAGCAGCAACGUGGGCCUGUCGAACAAAGAGAAGCCAUGCCAUCAGACACUGCGGCAGGUUCUUCGUCCACCGCUAGGCUAGCGGAUAAGGGCAAGGGAGCAGCCGUGCAACUGGGCCGGAUCGGGGAAGGCACUGAAUCCAUGAAGGAUCAGGUCCCCACUGAAAUGCCGGAUCAAGUGCAAGAGAAGGCUGGAGAAGGCGUACAAGAGCCUACCGAAGGAGUGGUUGAGCCUGAGAAAGAAACCGAUCUCGGAAAAGGCAUACCAGAACCAUCAGAUAUAUCGGAAUUGAAGAAAGCUGCAGUGAGCAUUGGAGACCUGAAAGGCCUCUCUGUUGGUGAAGGUGGAAACAUUGUCAAUGCAGAGGGGAAAACGAUCGGAAAGGUUGUUGAGGGGGAUCCGGAUGACCUUGUUGGUCAGGUUGUUGAUGCUGAUGGAGAGAUCCUGGACGAGGACGGCGACUUGAUCGGUCGGGUUGAUGUCGUGACUGAGAAAGUCGAUGAACUGCCACAGGCCGACGAACUUCCCAAAGCCGAAGAACUCCCCGAGGCCGAAGAAGUGGCAGAACUGCCGCAAUUGCCGGAUAUAUCGACUCUCGAAGGCCUAAAAUGUACGAAGUUCGGCAGUAUCUUGGAUACUCAGGGUAACCUAGUUGGGGAGUUGGUUGAAGGCGAUGCAAAAAGGAUCUUUCGAGGAGGCUUUGAGCUUGACGAUAAGGGCCAGUUCUGGGACCACCGCGGUAAUGUCAUUGGCAAGGUACAGCCUGUUCUACCAGAGGCGGAAGAAACCAGCAUCUUCGAAGGAAUGAAAGAUCUGUAUGUUGACAAGGAGGGAUGGGUACUAGAUGACAACGGUCAACGCGUUGGACAGGUAGUUGAAGGGGAUGUUAAAAAGCUCGCAGGCCGCGCGGUUGACGAGGACGGCGACAUUCUCGAUCGGCAUGGAAACCUGCUCGGUCACGCAGAACCCUGGCAGGAGCCAGAAGAGGUUGCGGACGAGGUAACGGAGGAGAAGCCGGAUCUCAGUUGUCUGGCAGGGCUUAAGCCCACCAAGCUUGGCCUCGUGAUUGGGCCGGACCAAGUGCCUCUGGGCAGAGUUGUUGAGGGCGAUCCCAAGCAACUUGCCGGCCGAACCAUUGCGCCGGAUGGUCUCAUUUGGGGCGACAACGGGGAGGUCAUUGGGCAGGUGGACCUGAUCCCCGAAAAUGAGCGAAAAGAUCUCAGCCGGCCAUUCCAGGGAUGCAGGGACCUGAUGGUGAAUGGAUCUGGCUGGGUGGAGGAUGGUGACGGGAAUAUCCUGGGUCGAGUGAUCGAAGGGGAUCCCCAGAAGCUCCAGGGAUAUGAUGUCGAUGAGGAUGGAGAAAUUGUGGACCAGCAUGGAACUGUCUUGGGGCGAGCUGCACCAUGUGAACCCCCUGCCGAGGAGGUGGAGGUACCCGAUCUGUCUGCAUUAGCUGGCAAAGUGGUAAACAAGAUGGGCAAUGUCGUGGAUACGAACGGAAUUGUAUUUGGGCGGUUGGUGACAGGUAACCCUCGAAAGUUGGCGGGCAAAUCCGUGGAUGAGCAGGGUCAGGUCUGGGAUGCUGCGGGCCACGUUGUCGGCCAAGCCGAACUCAUUCCCGAUGCCGAGCGAGAGCGGCCAGAGGGACCAUUCAGCGGCCUAGAUGGCUUGACGGUGAAUAAGGAGGGUCAGGUUGUCGACCCGAACGGCACACCGGUUGGUCGUUUAGUCGAGGGAGACCCUAAACGCCUUGCUGGGCGUGCCGUGGACGAUGAUGGAGAGGUCCUUGACUCGGCUGGGAAUUGCAUUGGCCGGGCUGAGCCGUGGUCUGCUCCAGAGGAACCGCCUAGUCCCAUGGCUGGCCGUAAGGUUAACCGGGAGGGAGAGGUCCGCGAUGAAGAUGGCAAUCUCAUUGGCAAGCUUACUCAGGGAGAACUGUCGAACCUCAUCGGCCGAACGAUUGACAAGGAUGGCUAUGUUGUGGACAGUGCCGGCAAUAGGAUCGGGGAAUGUACCUUGCUGGAGAAUAUACCCCCAGAGCCAGAGCCCGAGGAACCGGAAAUGUCCCCCGAAGAGCGCGAGCAGCUGGCUCGACAGGAAGAGGAGAAUGAGCUGGCCAAAAAGAUGUGCUCAAUUGUUCAGCAAACUCUGGACUCCUUGGAACCCAUGUGUCGAAUGAUCACUCAGCAUAUCGAAAAGGCCAAUAGUACACCCAAGGAUGAAUUGGAUGAAGAAGCACUGGUCAAGGAGGUAAAACCAUUGAUCGAAGAGGCUGGCACCAUUCUGCAGGAGUGCAAAGGAGCCCUGCGAGCGUUGGAUCCGGAUGGCCACAUUGCUGCCAACGCCAAAGCCCGCAGUGCCUCCCAAGAAGCCACUCCACAGGAGCAUCAUCUGGCGGAAUUACUGAAGGACUUGACACAGCUAGUGACGGAGACGAUCGAACGGGGUAAGAGUAUGAUUGCCGACAUGCCCCAUGCGAAGAAAGAGAUCAACCCGCUCUGGGCGCUGUUGUCCGAGCCGUUGUUCCAGAUCAUCGCGGCCGUCGGUCUCUUGCUCAGUGGCGUUCUGGGUCUUGUGAGUAAUCUUCUGAAUGGUCUGGGUCUGGGAGGUCUUCUUCAAGGGUUGCUCGGUGGCUUGGGCGUGGACAAGCUCCUGGAGGGUCUGGGACUGGGGACCAUCACGCAGGGGAUCGGGCUGGGUGGAAAGAAAUAG
Molecule: messenger RNA, 3045 nt
Organism: Aspergillus luchuensis
Lineage: Eukaryota; Fungi; Ascomycota; Eurotiomycetes; Eurotiales; Aspergillaceae
Product: DUF3659 domain-containing protein
Exons: 3
Coding region: 1-3045 (1014 amino acids)
Source: RefSeq, a predicted model, not a curated record